Centropristis striata (black sea bass) is the source of this 2291-nucleotide messenger RNA. RefSeq names its product CDC-like kinase 4a (gene clk4a). Gene Ontology annotation, molecular function: ATP binding; protein tyrosine kinase activity. The transcript has 13 exons. NCBI's taxonomy places the organism in Eukaryota, Metazoa, Chordata, Actinopteri, Perciformes, Serranidae. Gene Ontology annotation, cellular component: nucleus. Gene Ontology annotation, biological process: regulation of RNA splicing; protein phosphorylation. The record is from RefSeq and is a predicted model, not a curated record. The coding region runs from base 164 to 1720 and encodes 518 amino acids.
UGACGUCAUGGAAUGUGUUAAAGAACGUUCCAUCGGGUUCUAGGGAAGCUCGCCAUCUUUGAAGACUUCUAGUCGGAGGCUUUUUUACUUUCUUUGUUCAGAUUUUUUUUUUUUACAUAAGCGGUAAACCUACUAUUUCGAACCUCAUACUUGCAAAAACCAGAUGCGGCACUCAAAGCGAAUGCGCUCCCCGUGUGUUUGGCUUGAUGAGUACAGCUGGGAAGAGAGAAUGGAGUGUCGCAAGCGUAAGAAGCAUGAUUCUCACAGCAGCGAAAGAGAAAAUAAGUCCAGAAGAACUCUCCGUCAUCCCAAGACGUAUGAUGGGCACUACUUGGAGUCCCGUAGUUUAAACCAGAGGCUGGACUCUCGGGAAAGAACCACCCGAGACCACAGUUUGGGCAUGGCCUGUGAGGAGGACAGCCAUGAAGCCACCUGCAAGGACAAAGACUGGCACCACUACAGCAAGUCAUCUGGGCGCAGUGGUCGAAGUGGUCGCAGCAGGCGAAGCAGCCGCAGGCACAGAGAUCGAAGGCGCAGACGUAGCCACUCUCGCCACAGGUCCUCCACGAGGAGGAGCCAACAGCGCAGGAGCAGGAAAAGAUCCAGGAGUGUUGAGGAUGAUGACGAGGGUCACCUCAUCUAUCACAGUGGAGACAUGCUGAGAGCGAGAUAUGAGAUUGUGUGUACUCUAGGAGAGGGUGCCUUUGGGAAGGUUGUCGAAUGCAUUGAUCACUCUAAUGAUGGAGCUCGAGUGGCUCUGAAGAUUAUAAAAAACAUAGACCGCUACCGAGAGGCAGCUAUGUCUGAGGUAGAAGUGCUUGAACAGUUGAAGUCUCUCGACUCUGCUAAGAGAUAUGCUUGUGUACACAUACUGGACUGGUUUGACUAUCACGGCCACGUUUGCAUUGCCUUUGAGCUACUUGGCCUCAGCACCUAUGAUUUCCUCAAGGAAAACAACUUCCAGCCUUUCCCCAUAGAACACAUCAGACACAUGGCGUACCAGAUCAUCCGGGCAGUGAAAUUUCUGCACAACAACAAGCUGACUCACACAGACCUGAAGCCUGAGAAUAUUCUCUUUAUUAACUCAGACUAUGAUAUGGAGUACAACCCUGGUAUGAAACGGGAUGAACGAACAUUAAAGAACCCAGAUGUGAAAAUUGUGGACUUUGGUAACGCUACAUAUGAACACGAGCACCACACCUCUGUGGUCUCGACACGUCACUAUCGAGCCCCUGAAGUCAUUUUAGAUCUGGGCUGGGGCCAUUCCUGUGAUGUCUGGAGUGUAGGCUGCAUACUCAUUGAGUACUAUCUUGGGUCUACUCUCUUCCAGACUCAUGACAGUAAAGAGCACCUUGCUAUGAUGGAGAGAGUCCUGGGCCCCAUCCCCACAGACCUCCUGCAGAAAACCAAGAAACGGCGGUAUGUUCACCGGGGCAGGCUUGACUGGGAUAUGCACAGCUCUUCUGGGAGAUACGUCAGAAAACACUGCAAACCCCUCAAGCAUUACAUGCUGUCUAAAGGUGAAGGCCACCACCAGCUGUUUGACCUGAUAGAGAAGAUGAUGGAGUAUGACCCAGCUAAGCGCCUCAGUCUGGAGCAGGCCCUCCGGCACUCCUUCUUCUCCUGCUACCACAAAAGUAGCAGCAGCAGUAGCAGCAAAAGCAGCAGACGUACCACCACCACCAGCAGAAGCAGCAGCAGUAGCAGUAAAAAAGACUGAACUCCCAAACCUGUAAACCUCUGACCUGAAACCUCGGUCAGGGCUUGGCUGUCACUGACAUUUAUCGAGGUGCAGUGCCAGCCUCUACUUCCUGACUCUCCAGGAGAGGUGUGCCUUAACUGACUGUAUCAGUCCACUGCCCUGCGUUGCUGUGUCCUGUUGUGUGUUUCUCACCCUCGGUCAUCAACAGGUUGUUUUCCUCUGUGGCAUGUUUCGAUGUAUGAGUCCCCCAAUUGAUUUCUAUUUAUUAGCCAUUGUAAUUUAAUUCUUGUUUCCUAAGCAUAUACUGGUAGAGCUGUUUUUUAUUCAUUAGUAGUCCUAUUGUAUCCAUGUUCUCUCUGUAUUAUGAAGUGGGUGAUGGGUAAUAUAACAGAUUGAGAAUUUCCUCCCCCUGCAUCAGUCUCACCAGUAAUUUAUUCAGUACUGUAGAUGUUGAAGAGAAAAAAAGGCAAUUGCGGGCAGAAAUCUUUGUACAUAGAAUUUGUUCGGACGUUAAUUUUUUUUCACUGACUGGUUAUGUAAUUUUUGCAGUAUCAUGUACAUUCUCAAUAAACGUAAAAAGACGACAGAA